This is a messenger RNA of Macrosiphum euphorbiae (potato aphid), 360 nucleotides long. The record is from the annotation of a GenBank genome assembly. NCBI's taxonomy places the organism in Eukaryota, Metazoa, Arthropoda, Insecta, Hemiptera, Aphididae.
AUGACAAGAGUAAAGAAACUCGUUCCUCGCCGUGGUUCCGACCCAAAUCUUCUUCCCCCUCAAAAGGUUACAAUCAAAAGACCAACUUCAUCGACUUCUUCACUUCAAUCGUCAACCAAAAAAGAAAAACAACAAGAUAUUGAAUCUCUUUCUUCUUCAGAUUCCGAAUCAAUGUCGUCCAUUUCAGAAGUAACCCUAACUGACCAAAUAUCAGGUCAACCUGAUUUAGACUCACCCUCACUCACCGUUGUCAAACCUUUAUCAGGAUCUCUACCAACUAACAUCCGUUCUUCCUCUUCGGGAAAAUCAAUCUCCAACCACUCAUCGCCUACUCCCCCUCAAGACCUUCCAUCUGUCUAA